Pyrus x bretschneideri (Chinese white pear) is the source of this 2853-nucleotide messenger RNA. Its product is annotated as AT-rich interactive domain-containing protein 1. Gene Ontology annotation, molecular function: DNA binding. Lineage: Eukaryota; Viridiplantae; Streptophyta; Magnoliopsida; Rosales; Rosaceae. The record is from RefSeq and is a predicted model, not a curated record.
CCUUUCAAAAUCCUAUUAAUUUCCAUAAAAAAGUCUCUCUUUUCUCUCACACCUCAACAAAAGAGGUGUGGGUUGGGGUGGGAAGUGGUAACAAACAAAUCAAAGGGUAAAGAAAAGAGAGAGACAAGAGGGAAAGAGGGAGAGAGGGAGAGAGAGGCCAAAACCCAAAGGUGAGCACCAAGGACUUAAAGAAGACAACACCCAAAGAGAAAGCAAAGGCUCAGUCACCAAAAAUCAAAUGCAAAAAACCCCUCAAAAAAAUACAACACCAGUACUGGGUUUGAAUUCGGAAUCCAUGGCAGGGUGGUCGUGGUUAGCUGAUGAGUCCGCUUUAGUGAACGAAACCCCCAAAGAGGACCCGACGGGCGGCUCCUCUGCCGAUCUUGAACCGCCUCCGAAAGCUCCAAAACGGUUCCUUUUUGACGUGCCUGAUAAGCUACGAUGCUGGUUCGAUCAGUUUCUUGGGGGUUUUCUGAAAGAUAUCUGUGCCCAAGACCUGCUCCGGCCUUUGCCUCCGAUGAUCAGUAAUGGGCAGCGGGUGGAUUUGCUCAAGCUAUUUUGGGUUGUAAGAAGGCGAGGUGGGUUUCGUGUUCUUUCAGUCGGGGUUUGGGAUUCAGUGGCAGAAGAGUGUGGCUUGGGUUUGAGUCUUGGCUGGGCUGUGAAAUUGGUUUAUGUUAAGUAUUUGUAUUUGCUAGAGAAGGUUAUAGAAAAGAAGGACUUGGAAUGGAGUUUGGCUAGUAGUGAUAUUGAUUUGGGUGAGCAUUUGAUGGCUUUGCAGGAGGAGUUAACAGAGUUCUCAGAUAUGUCUGACCAAAAAUUGAAAGACUGGGGUUACCCGCAUGUUGAAUUGUCAUCUAAGAGUUUUAAGGAUAGUAAUGAGGUGGAAAGUGCAGUAGCAGAUUCGGAUAGGCUCAAGAAAAGUGGUGUUAGUGAAGAAUUUCUGGAUUUGGAUACGAUGAGUGUGGCAAAUGUUUUGAAUGCUGGAAAAUUUGGCAAUGGUAAUGUGCCUUUGUCAGGUUGUGGCAUGAAAUAUUUUGUGGAUUUGACGAAUAGCAUGGAGGAUGUUGACAAGUUGCGUGACAUUAAUGAGGUAAAAAGUGAGAUGGGGGAAUCGGGGAGAGGUAAGAAAAAUUAUGACAUUGGUGAAGAUGUCAUGAUUUUGGAUCCAUCUGCUGUUGAGAUGAACUCUUUCUGUAAAAGGAAGCGAGAGUCAUUCGGGGGAAGUGAGGUGGGGGAAUUGCGUAGAGGGAAGAAAAAUCACAGUAGUGAUGAACAUGUCAUGAUUUUGGAUUCCUCGACGGUUGAAGAAGAGAGUCCUUUUUGCGAAACAAAGCAAGAAUCACUGUGUAUGCUGAAUUGGGUUAAAAUGAUUGCAAAGGAUCCUUGUGAUCCUUCAGUUGGUUCAUUACCAGAGAGGUCAAAGUGGAAGUUCUUCGGGAAGGAGGAGAACUGGAUGCAGGUUUUGCAGGCUCGAGAAGCUAUCUUUCUGAAGAGGAAUGCUUAUUCAGGUCCUGAACAGUCUAACUGGCAGAAGAAUCAGAGGAUGCAUCCAAGCAUGUACGAUGAUAAUUUUGGCUCCGCUUACAAUCUUAGAGAGAGAUUAAGGUUGGAGAAGAAGCUUCUUUCAGACGGGAGAACACCACAAUCAGGACCCUGUUCAGAGUCAUCCUCGGCCAGUGACCUGGACAAAAAUAGUCCUGGCAUGGCAGGGAUGGAGGAUGAGUUGCGAGGAACCAGUGAUUAUUCUCCAAGCCACAUUCCUCUCGGGUCAAAUUAUCAAGCUGAGUUGCCAGAAUGGACUGGUGAGGCUUCUGAAAGUGAAUCGAAGUGGUUGGGGUCCAGGAUUUGGCCAUUGGAAAAACCAGAGCACAGAUAUCUCAUUGAGAGGGAUCCUAUUGGAAAGGGAAGACAAGAAUCUUGCGGAUGCCAAGUGCCAGGUUCUAUAGAAUGCGUCAGAUUUCACAUUUCUGAGAAAAGGUUAAGAGUUAAGCGGGAACUGGGGGCAGCUUUCGACCACUGGGAAUUCAAUCAGAUGGGCGAGGAAGUUGGACUCCCUUGGACAGCAGAAGAAGGAAAGAAGUUCGAGGCCUUAGUAAAGUCAAAUCCUCUAUCUAUUGGAUUGCGUUUUUGGGAUGAGAUAUAUAAGACUUUUACUAAGAAGAGCAGGAGAGAAUUGGUUAGCUACUAUUUCAAUGUCUUUCUCUUGCAGCGUAGAGGAUACCAGAACAGGUUUACUCCAAACAAAAUUGAUAGUGAUGAUGAAGAAUUAGAGUUGGAAUCAAUGACAAACUGUUUUGGGAAUGAAGAACACAAGUCAUCAAAAUCAAUCUUAAAAUCCCCACACAAGCCACAUGCAAAACACAGAUAGCUAUUUGAAGUGCACUCUUUUGGGGAGAUUGUGAAGGCUGGUAUGUUUGAGCAAUGUUUGUAAACAGUCCGAUAUGAAUAUUUCCUUAAUAUGCCAGGAAAGAGGCCUCAAGGCCUUUUUGAAACAGAAAUUAUGCGUGGUAAAGAUGGUCCAUUUUCAGAAGUGAUUUUGAAGCGGUUUGACGACGAACAUGGGCUUGGAAGCGCAGCUGUGGCGAUUCGAAGCAGCAAUGAUGCUCCCUGGGUCUGGUUCGUCUACUUCAUCUUCUGAGAUGCAGGUUUUUAUUUUUAUUUUUGGGGGACGUUUCUUUUAGGUUUUUGACAGCAAAAGCUGAUGAAAAAAAAAAAAGCCUUUGGGAAUGAAUACAGGGAACAGCGAAAGCGGUUAGAUGCAGACCUUAAACAGUGGUCUCAGUCAUAGAACUUGUAAUUGGAAUUGCGGUGGUUUAUGAAAUUGGUUAAUUGAAUGGAUUUUGCUCUCAGGCA